UGACAAAAAAUUAUUUUAAAGCAAACUAUUCGAACAAUCCAGUCAAUCUGCUAAACCAGUGUGAAGUUUGCAAGAAUCCUCAACCAAGAUAUAAACUCAAUUCAAAGCAUGGCUCUUCUACCCCGCCAUUUAAAUAUUUAUCGUACCAACAGUGCUUGCCUGGCUGUGUUGUGGAAAAGAACAAGAUAUUUAAAGUUAAAAUUACCUUUACAAGUACUGAUGAACACAAGAUUGUCGAGCUUACAAAUUAUAUUUUAUGCAAGCCAUAUGAUGGAGGAAGCGAUAAAACACAACAACUCUCAAAAGCUGGGAAUCAAUCCCGCUCAGAAGAUCCUGUUAGAAACUCUCUUGAUCAAGGUAAGAAAUCAAGGGUCUGA
This is a messenger RNA of Paramuricea clavata, 377 nucleotides long. The record is from the annotation of a GenBank genome assembly. Lineage: Eukaryota; Metazoa; Cnidaria; Anthozoa; Malacalcyonacea; Plexauridae.